CAUUGAUACAGAAAGGUAAGACCUUUGCACUUGUUAGAUGAAUGCUUAUAUAAUCAGUAAAACUAUUAGACUAUAUGACCUAUUUACGGCAUUUGAAAACCCUUCACCAAACGAUAAGCGAAGCAUUUGAAGUGCUUGUAUUCGAGUGAUAAUUAAACGCGAUUUUAUAAUAUGGGAUAAAGCUAUUGAUAAUACGUAUAUAAUAGGAAUCGAGUUAUCGUAAGAGUGGUAAAUCAUGGUUUAUAAACGAGUGGUAAAUUAAAGUUUAUAAACGAGUGGGAUCGGUUUCCACAGCCAGGUUCAGCAAGUCUCAGCGGAUACAGUUACAGAUUGAUACAAUUCUUAAGGAUUUUAAGUACAUUUAUAAACGCCUUGUGAAUACAACAUAUACAUGACAUAUUGAAUGGAUUAAAUGUCUAACGGAGGUAUCAGAACUGAAUUGAUAAUGAAGAAGGUGACGGUCGAAGCUUAGAUAGCUUUGUGUGAAAGAUAUGCAAGGAUAAUAGAGUAGAGUGACAACUACAUUACAAUAAUUAGAGAAUUCGUAGAAUGACAAUGGAUCCAACGUCUAUGGAUGCCUUGCGACAAGACACAUCCAGUAGUAUGGGCGACACUUACAACCUCACAACUGGCUUAAACUUAACAAACGCUUCAACUUGCAACUACAAGCCAAAGCAGUAUGAUCCCGGUUACCUGUUUUUCAGAGUCUUUUUGGAUGUAUUUGUGACAGGAUUUCUUUGCCUAUUCGGCAUCGUUGGAAACUGCAUUUCAGUGAUUGUAUUACAUAAGGAUAAUGUUACAGCCAAAACCACUAGAUUAUUGUUGCAGUCUUUAGCUAUCGCGGACUCGCUUUGUCUCACAACGUCAUUUAUUAGCCAGAGUUUACGUGGAAUUUGGCGUUAUACAGACUGGUUCGAUCCAUUUUCUGGCAACUACCCAUAUAUGUAUCGUUAUGUUUGGGCAUUCUCGGCGAUGACAGGACUUUUUGCUAUUUUAUCUGUCGUCUUGGUGACUACUGAGCGAUAUAUGGCUAUUUGCUAUCCCCUCCAAGUCCGAGAUUGGUGUACUCUCACCAGAGUAAGAAUCGCCAUAGUCUCAGUCGCUAUUUUCACGGUUCUGUUCAAUCUCCCAAGGUUCUUCGACAAGAAUCCAAUAACAUACGAUGACUGUUCUAAAUCAUUCAAAAUAGCUGGCUUCGCGGAGUAUCUAGAGAUCAAUGGAAAGAUCUACGCCUACUUAUAUGUUACAGUUCUACAUUACUUGGUGAACUUUAUUAUCCCACUCUGUCUCUUGAUGACGUUCAACAUCAGGAUCAUCCGGGACCUUCGAGAGAGUCACUAUAGAACGAAGGAGAGACUGAAAAAUCUAGAAUCGGCUUCAGGAUUAUUAAAGAAAAGAUCAAAACAAGAAAGUAGUACGACAUUUAUGUUGGCGUGCAUCGUGUGCGUGUUUAUCAUCUGCCAAACGCCAGCGUUUGCGAUCAGCUUGGUUUAUACGUUGCACGCCCACGGAGUCCAGAUGCCAGAUCGCAACUUGAUGCGAUAUUUCUACUCUAUUGGCGCUACGUUAACAACAUUCAAUUCCGCGAUCAAUUUUAUAAUUUAUUGUUUGGUAUCUAAAUUAUUUAGAACCAUUCUUUACAGGACAUUCUGUAAAUGGUGCUAUAAAAGACCGAACGACGCUAAUUCUGAAUUCCAAUCCAUGAUGACCUCAGAAACACCUUUGUAAUUGUUGUAAUUGUUCGGUGCAACUUAUAUUGUGUUAUAUGGAUUCAUGAUGUUCUUUUAGGAAAUAAAUGUCAUCGUAAUUCAUGCUGUCUGUAAACAAUGCAAACUGUUAAUUAAAGUUGAUCAAGCAUUAAUCAAUAGACACUUUAUCUUCACAGUAUGGGGAGUGAACGCCAUGGUGACUUAAUAGCCCAAUUACACUACACGCGGCAUUCCAAGACGUCUUGGCUUUAAACGUAUUAGAAAAAUUAUGUUGAGUUUGCACCACCAUUUUCAAGACGUC
Molecule: messenger RNA, 2010 nt
Organism: Owenia fusiformis
Lineage: Eukaryota; Metazoa; Annelida; Polychaeta; Sabellida; Oweniidae
Source: the annotation of a GenBank genome assembly